This is a messenger RNA of Vicia villosa (hairy vetch), 742 nucleotides long. RefSeq lists its product as uncharacterized. NCBI's taxonomy places the organism in Eukaryota, Viridiplantae, Streptophyta, Magnoliopsida, Fabales, Fabaceae. Gene Ontology annotation, molecular function: fatty acyl-CoA hydrolase activity. The record is from RefSeq and is a predicted model, not a curated record. The transcript is spliced from 3 exons. The coding region runs from base 85 to 570 and encodes 161 amino acids.
GUAAAACUCUAGGAUAUCCGGUAAACUAGGCGUAGUCACUAAUAAUCAAAACUGCAACCGUGAAAAAAACAAACGCAACCAAAGAUGGAGAAGACGAAGGAGAUCUUGCAGCGGAGGCUAAACCAACAAGAAUCGGAAGCCUUAUCACGACUCCAAUCGGUUCCUUCAAUCAGACCCGGCGAUAACACAAGCUUCUACGAACACUUCGCUCUCACUGGCAUCAAAGUUGACCGUGUCCAACCCGGUUUCGUCUCUUGUUCUUUCAAAGUCCCUCAUCGCCUCAUCGACAGUAAUGGAAAGUUGGCGAAGGGCGCAAUUGCAAAUCUUGUGGAUGAGGUGGGAGGUGCUGUAAUCUUUGAAGAGGGUCUCCCCGCGAAUGUUUCAGUUGAUAUGUCUAUUUCUUUUCUUUCAACUGCUCAUGUUCAUGAUGAAUUAGAAAUUACUUCUAGGCUGUUGGGAAGGAAAGGAGGUUAUUCUGGAACAAUUGUUCUCCUAAAAAACAAAGCUACUGGAGAAUUGAUAGCAGAAGGUCGGCAUUCACUAUUUGGCAGACAUAACAGCAAAAUGUAAUUCUUGUAUUGUAUAUGUACAGAGAUUUAUGCAGUAAUAUCAAGGUUUCUUUUGGAAACAGAUUUAGGCAUGUGUCACAGUUGCACAAGUUCUAGAUGUGCACAUAAUUUCCCUGCAAACCUUUUUGUGUAAUCCAUAAUGCAGAAACAUUUUUCUGUAUACAAUAAUUAUU